Physella acuta is the source of this 1921-nucleotide messenger RNA. Its product is annotated as eukaryotic translation initiation factor 2D. The record is from RefSeq and is a predicted model, not a curated record. Gene Ontology annotation, biological process: translational initiation; formation of translation preinitiation complex. Gene Ontology annotation, molecular function: translation initiation factor activity; RNA binding. NCBI's taxonomy places the organism in Eukaryota, Metazoa, Mollusca, Gastropoda, Physidae.
ACUAAACGAAAUCAAAAUAUUAAGUUUGUGCAAUCAGGUAGCUUGAGACUGAGAAAAGUGCAGAGUCAACUAUUAUCUUCUGAAGAUGUUUCAAAAACCUUUUCGAGUAAAGACACAGACAUCAAUUAAAAGCUCAGACAGAAAAAAGUUGCGAGCUGAUAUUUUGAAGCAGUUUUCUGUCCUGACUGAAUCCGACGUCACAGUUCUGGUUCCUAACAAGGAGGAGAUGAGCAUUACAAAAAUUAACACCUCAGCUGAUGAAAACAUCCUUGUCUACUUCACAGGGAAAAAUCCAAUCUUUUUUGAAAAUUUUAAAACACUAUAUCCCACAGUGUACACCCUGUGGCAGUACCCAAGCCUCCUCCCAGUAUUCCGCACUUGGCCGCCAGUCUUUGAAAAACUACAGAAGGGUGCAGAUCUUAUGCUACCUGGUGUGAUAUCUGAUAAAGAACCCUCCCCAAAGAUGUUUGGGAACCUAAAGAAAGGUGAUUUAGUCUGCAUCUCCAUAGCUGGGAACAAAUCACCCUUAGCCUUAGGGAAGGCUCUACUCAGUGGGGAGGAUAUGUACAUGUCAGCCAUGAGGGGAAAAGGUGUUCAAGUACUGCACAUCAUGGGAGACAAUCUGUGGGAGUUGGGGGACAAGUCUAGGCCACCACUGGUGCCUGAGGAUGUUCCAUCAGUUGAUGGGGGAGAUGGUGAAGGGGAGGGGACGGAAGGACAGAGCCCCCCUACUGGGGAUGGUGGACUAACUGAGUUGGCUGACGGUGUUGUGGGGUUGGAGGUCGGAGGUGAUGACAAGACAAGUGACCAACCAGUUGGGACUGCAGCAAACAAUGAAUCAUCAGAUGUGUCCAGUGAAGAUGAAGAAAAGGUGGAAGAAGAAGAUCCAAUAGAUGAAAUGGACGAGCUGUUACAUUUUUGUUUUGCUUGUGCGAUCAAAGCAAAAGUACAGAAGAGUGAUCUCCCUUUGUUGACUAGUCAUUUCUUAAGGAACUUUAUGCAGCCAUACAGUGGUGGCAAGCCUAUGGAUUUGAAAAACUCUUCAUUUAAGAAGUUGUCCAAGUUUCUGCAGUCCAAAGUUAAAGAUGGCUACAUCAAAAUGAAAGAACAGACCAAAGGUGUGGACGUCAUUACAGAGGUGGACAAGUCACACCCUGAACUACGAGACGUCGUGGUCCCUGAGAUUGAGGAAGAGACCAAAAAACCUGGCCAGACAGAGGACACGGCCUUCACCCCUCUACAGUUCACUGACGUCUACCUGGUGAAUGCUGCCACUUUGGACCUGUUCAAGGAUGCUAAGCUAGGGAAAGGUGACGCGCUGUUGAUGUCAGAUGUAAGACAGCUAGUGACAGAUUACAUCAAAGCUAACAACUUGCAGCGUGAAGAGAGGGGCAAGUCUGUGAGUGUAACACUGGAUCCUGUCUUAGCUCACAUAAUUUUAAAGCCCUCAGAAGGUGACCUGGACCAUAUGAGCUGGGAGCAGGUGAUCAACAGGGUGGUGGGGAAGAUGCAAGCAGCUGUAGCCAUCAGCUUAGGCUCUGGACCUCCAACUAUCAAAAAGGGAAAACUGGACCCCAUCAAACUGGACGUGGCCAUGAGGGCUUCACAGAAAAAGGUGACCAUUGUUGAUAACCUUGAAGAGUUUGGCAUUGACCUGAAGACCUUUGCCCAGGUCGUGCAGAAGGCCGUGGCCUGCAGCUGUUCUGUUGUGGCGUCCGAGCAGAAGAACAAGGGUCCUCAAGUUGUGGUCCAGGGAAACCAGAUCAAUUUUGUUUACACUCUCCUUACAGAAAAAUAUAAAAUUCCCAAGCGACUCAUCACAGGCAUAGAGCUGGCUCCCAAGCAAAAGAAAAAGAGAUAAUGAAGCUUGCAAAAAUUGUCUAGACUUUUAUUUUAUCAAUUUGAAUAGAUUACAAAAAAA